Molecule: messenger RNA, 3281 nt
Organism: Cyprinus carpio (common carp)
Lineage: Eukaryota; Metazoa; Chordata; Actinopteri; Cypriniformes; Cyprinidae
Gene: mpp3b
Product: MAGUK p55 scaffold protein 3b
Cellular component (GO): plasma membrane; cell-cell junction
Molecular function (GO): protein binding
Source: RefSeq, a predicted model, not a curated record
CAGUGGGGGGAUGGUGAUAGAGCAAGAGAUUGAAGAAGGGAGGGCUGAAGACUGUAUGUGAGAGCGAACGAGGGAGGGGGAAGUAAGAACCGAGACAACUGAGCCACUGUAGCAGGAAUCGCCACAGAGAUGCCGAGGGUCUUUCCAUGAAAGCGGAAACACUAUCACGCACGUACGGGCGGUGAAAGGCUUUUCAGAUGAGCCCAUAUUUUGAGUGACCCGAGAGAAGAGGAGAACCAUUUUCCUGCGUCUCUGUCUGUCUCAUGAGCAGCCAUGCCUGUUCUCUCACCUACCACAGGUUUACAUGAGAUGCUAGCCCUCCUCACUUCCCAGCUGCAUCCAGAUGCUAAUCAUAAAGAGGACACGGUUUUCCUCAGGGAGGUCUUCAGUGAGAGGAGCCUCAGCUAUCUUAUGAAAAUCCAUGAGCGACUCAGGCAGUUCCAGCUCCAGAGCCCGACCCCAGUGCUCCACAGCGCAUCCUGCCUGGCCGAAGAUGUCAUAGAGGAGCUACAGAACGGACCAUUGGAAGAAGAUGAGCGAGAACUCUUAACACUUCUUACUGCUCCACAUGUGAAGGCAGUGCUAACAGUACAUGACACAGUGGCGCAGAAGAACUUUGAGCCUGUGCUCCCCCCUUUGCCGGAUGAUUUAGACGAUGAACUAGAGGAGGAAUCAGUGAAGAUUGUGCGUUUGGUGAAGAACAAGGAGCCUCUUGGUGCAACCAUCCGCAGGGAUGAAGUAACUGGGGCGGUAGUGGUUGCUAGGAUAAUGAGGGGUGGGGCUGCAGACCGCAGUGGUCUAGUACAUGUUGGAGAUGAGUUGAGGGAGGUCAAUGGAAAUCUAAUUAUACACAAACGUCCUGAGGAGAUCAGCCAGAUUCUGUCUCAGUCUCAGGGCUCGAUCACUCUGAAGAUAAUCCCUGCCAUUAAGGAGGAGGACAGAUUCAAGGAGAGUAAGGUCUAUUUAAGAGCCCUGUUUGAUUACACACCAUUUGAAGACAAGGCCACACCCUGUCAGGAGGCAGGACUGCCUUUCACACGUGGGGACAUCCUGCAGGUGGUGAGCCAAGAUGACCCAACAUGGUGGCAGGCCAAAAGAGUGGGAGACAGCAACCUGCGUGCUGGACUCAUUCCUUCAAGACAGUUCCAGGAGAGACGACUGUUGUAUAGGAUGAAAAUGGGAACACACCAGAGCCCUAAAUCAACUAGAGCAUCACCAUGUGACCAAACUUGUGAAAAAGAGGACUGUGACAGUGAGGGCGGUGUCAGUGGACAGCACAUAGUUUCUCCAAAGUGUAAGGCGGUGGCACCGUCCUGUGGUCAGGCCUUUUCCUGGGAGUUUUACUCAGCUGGUCUAAGGAGAAGCUUCAGACUGAGCCGCAAGGAUCACCAGGAUUUGACCAAAGAGUCUCGUCCAGCGGAGUCCACAGAGAGUGAGUUUCUCAUAUAUGAAGAGGUUACACUAUAUCAGAUGAGACCCCAAGACAAACCAAGACUUGUGGUGCUGAUAGGAUCUCUUGGUGCUCGAAUCAAUGAGCUGAAACAGAAGGUGAUUGCUGAGAAUCCUCAUCGGUACGGUGUCGCUGUGCCACACACAACAAGACCCAGGAAAAGCCAUGAAAAGGAAGGUGUAGAAUACCACUUCAUAUCCAAGCAAGCCUUUGAGUCUGACAUCCAAUCGAAUAAGUUUAUUGAAUAUGGUGAAUAUAAGAAUAACCAGUAUGGGACAAGUCUGGAGUCAAUCCGGAGUGUCCUGGCGAGAAAUAAAGUCUGUCUAGUAGAUGUUCAACCUGAGGCCCUGAAAAUCCUCCGUACAGCAGAGUUUAAGCCCUAUGUGAUUUUUGUAAAGCCACGCAUCCCUGAGAUUCGUCUGCAACAUAGCUCCCCUACAUCACCAGGAAGGAGUGACAAUGGACACAUCACAGAUGAAGACCUGCAGGACAUGAGGCAGUCAGCCGAGCAGAUUGACCAGCAAUAUGGCCACCUAGUGGACAGGGUACUGAUAAAGGAGGACUCUGCUAGUGCCUGUGUAGAGCUGAGGAAUAUUCUGGAUCGACUUGAGAGGGAGCCAAAGUGGGUGCCUGUCAGCUGGGUCCGAUCUUGAACCUCCCUCCAUACUAAAUUCUAACGCUCACAUAUGGUGUAAUGAAAACAUGUAAUGAACUUCUCUGCCUCUUUCUGAGUCUGCUGUCUGCCUGUUUCCAUUUCAUCCUGUUCGAAAGUAAUACAAAGUAGAAUACAAGUGCCAUCUGACUUGUUGAAACUGGGUUUGUUGUACUGCGCUAGUGGUGAAGAUUUCUGUUCAAAAGACUUUGCAUGAAAGUAGCAUUGACAAGAAGAAAUGUAUCAUUAAUAGCUGAAAGAAUUUGUUUUCUGUGGAAAAAAAAUGGUUGUCCUUAGUUCUGUCGAGUGAGCUGCACACACACACACACACACACACACACACACACACACACACACACACACACACACACACACACAUUGUUAUAUGUGGUUUAUGGGGACUCUCCAUAGGCGUAAUGUUUCUUAUUCUGAACAAACUGUAUUUUCUAUUGCCCUACCCCAACCCUGCACCUAAACCUACCCCUCACAGGAAAAAUUGUGCAUUUUUGGAUUUUCAAAAAAACUCAUUCUGAAUGAUUUACAAGCCUUUUGAAUUACGGGGACACUGAAAAUGUCCUCAUAUAUCACCUCCUCAUUGUAAUACCUAUGUCAUAACCAUGUCAUUAUCAGAUUUGUGUCAUCAUAAACCACAUAAACUUGCUCUCUCAUACACACACACACACACACACACACAAAAAGAACCUUCAGAUGAGGACAGGUUCACUUGAAUGAGAGGACAAACACUGACUCAGGUUUCUCUCACUUUGUCAAAGCUGGUUUCUGCCAGGCAAACCAUCUAGUGUGAAAGUCUCUUGUUUUGUUAUCUUCAGCUUAUGCUGGCUGUGUAUAUUUAAUCAAAUGUAAAUGGGAAUGAUGUAAAAUAUUAUACUGUAUAUUUGCAAACAAUUUAAGUGUUUAUACUUGUGUAAAAUAAAAUUUCGUAUUUGGUCACAGCCUGUCAUAAUUUAGUUGUAAUUGUCAAAGUUUUUGUAUCAAACUGAAGACUAUGAUGUCUGUGUAAUGUAUUAGACUAAUUCUACAUUAUAGUCAAAGAGCAUAAGGCAUGUUAACAUCUUUAUGGCCAUAUAGUACUGUUCAAAAUGUUAUGAUUGUGUACCCUUUUAGACUAUAUGGAGUAUUUUUGAAUGUAAAUUGUUAUAAUAAAAAUUACAGACUGCA